AUGCUAAAACUAAUGGCUGUGUCCAAAAAAACCUUAUUUGAAACUGGUGGUGGUCCACAUAUAAAACCUUAUGAGGCGCAAAGUGAGCUAGAAAAAAAUCUCUACUCGACUAUACAAAUUUCUGCUGAAGGUUUACCGAGUACUUUUGAUAGUGAUGCGCCUAUAUUAAUUCCGUCUGCUCCCGAAAUACACGAGCAAUAUGAGGAAGUUUUGGUUGUAAGCGAAGAAGAUUCGCUUGAUCAUGAUGGUAUACUAAUAUAUAAUGAACCAUCUUCUUAUAACACUUACAAAGAAUCGCAACCAGCAUGUUUGACCACCAGCCAUGUCGAUCCAGAGAACGUACAGUCAACUAGCCAAAUAGAUACACAUAAUGAUGAUAGUUUGUGGUCUCCUCUUAAUGCAACAAAAUGUUUAAGGACCAAAGAAAAAAAUUCAAAACUUGCUGUUGGUAAAAAUAAUUGUAAAUUCAAAAAACGAACUGUAAAUAAGAAACGUUGUAUGUCAUCAGCUGGCUUAAAAUUUGAAGAGCUAGCAGACAAUAAAAUGGAUUUAGUGUCUUUACAGCAGCAGUUUUUAGAACAACAAAUGUUGCAGUCGUCUGCUGAACAUGAGGCAAAAUUAAAAUAUAUGGCUGAAGAGCAUGCUUUAAAAAUUGAAUUAUUAAAGUUGGAAAUUGAAAGUAAA
Messenger RNA from Adelges cooleyi (spruce gall adelgid), 684 nucleotides. RefSeq lists its product as uncharacterized. The annotation marks the transcript as partial. The record is from RefSeq and is a predicted model, not a curated record. NCBI's taxonomy places the organism in Eukaryota, Metazoa, Arthropoda, Insecta, Hemiptera, Adelgidae. The transcript has 6 exons.